GGUAGUCGGUGUCAAAUUCUUGUCAAGGUUAAAAUCUCAAAACUGAAUCAAUUCUCAGACAAACAGUCAAUUACAUUCGUACACCCAGUGUAGUCUUAUCAUUCUAAGCAUAGGCACCGUAUUGAUCAUCAUCCUCUGGACCAUUUGAAUAAAAAUAGCUGAUAAUCUUUCGCACUUCAGUGCGGAAUCACCUCACCCCGGCAGCGAGCGGUAACUGUCCAAAUUGAAGCUCCACCUUAUCAGCCACUCGCGACCAUCAUUAUUCAAUCCAACAGUCAGUGCGGACUCCACAGAAGACGUGGAAUCCUCUUGGUUACCGGAGCGUGUGGAACGCAGACUAAGAUCUCAACCUCAGUGAUAUUACUGCCAUCAGCAGCCUCAGUCGUCGGCGUACGCUGGGGAGAUCCUUCCUAGAACCCUUACCGUAUUAUAUAACUCAACUCCUAUAGGAAAUUGUGUACAACAGAACGUUUGUUUUGUGUAGAAAAUUAAUUCAAAUUGCAUAGCGCUGCAGUUUUGAUUACCAGUGGAAGAACAAGAAUACUGAAGUGAAAAGGUUGAAUUCAUUUACAUUCGAUUCCGCCGUGUGCUGUUCAUUCGCUCCAGCCAACCUAAUUCCUAGUUCUAAGUCUGUGUGAACCUUAAUACAAAAAUCUAAAAUCCUCUCAGGUCAGGAACAAAAAAAGGAGUUCCGAAGUUUCUGACUGCCAAUAUCCGCCUAGUCGUCCUAGUAGGCUUUUAUAGUUUGUGCAGCAGUGUGUUAGAAGCGACCUAAAAAACCGAAAUGAAUCUACCUCGCGUCAACCUGGAUGAGCCCCGUUACGACCAGAGUACCUACUUGAAUCGAGCUAAGCAUUUUUUGAUUGUGACCAAUCCGCUGAAUGUGUUCGUCACCGAGGAGCAACUGGACCGAGCGGCACGAAUCGUUAAGGAUUAUCGCGCCGGCAAACCCGUUCCGGAUGUCACCUCGGUGGACGAACUCUGGGCCGCCAAGUACCUGUACGACAGUGCAUUCCACCCGGACACCGGCGAAAAGAUGCUGCUCGUUGGCCGCAUGUCCGCCCAGGUCCCGAUGAACAUGACCAUCACCGGAUGCAUGAUGACCUUCUACAAGUCGACGCCGGCCGUCAUCUUCUGGCAGUGGAUCAAUCAGUCCUUCAACGCCCUGGUCAACUACACCAACCGAUCCGGCAAGUCACCGAUCAGUCAGGAGCAGCUGCUGACGUCGUACUGCAUGGCCACCGGAGGCGCUCUGGUGACGGCAUUGUCGCUCAACCGAAUGGUGCGGAAUGCACCGCCACUUGUUGGACGGCUCGUGCCGUUGGCGGCUGUUGCCGCCGCAAAUUGUAUCAACAUCCCGCUGAUGCGAAUGCAAGAACUCCAAACCGGCGUCACUCUAAUCGAUGACGAUGGCAAAGAACUUGGACAAUCGGUUCGGGCAGCCAGGGAAGGUAUCGCGGCGGUAACCUUCAGUCGAAUCUUAAUGGCAAUGCCAGGCAUGGUGUUCACCCCGGUUCUGAUGAACACGCUGGACAAGCGUGGCAUCCUGAAGCGUAUUCCAUGGGCCAACUCUCCGAUCCAGAUCCUGUUCUGUGGUUUCUGUUUGACGUUCGCGACUCCGCUAUGUUGCGCCCUGUUCAGUCAGAAGGCAUCCAUCAAUGUGGACAGCCUGGAGGGAGAGCUGCGCGAGAAGAUCCAAAAGGAGCGCCCAGAGCUUAAGGUGGUUUAUUAUAACAAGGGAUUGUAAGUCCAACCGGAUAAUAAUCUGACUACAGGGCGUAACUGUAGGUAGAGCAUUUAUUGAAUAUUUUGUGACUACAAAUAUCGGAUAAAGAAUAUUAGGGAACGUGCAGGGACAAUAACUGUUGCUGUCUGAUAUGUUACAUUUGUUUGGCCUAUUUAUGUUGUAGUAAUUUUAAGCGGAAUAACUCAACUAAGUUAAAAUCAAAACUAGACGCUUCGUGCCAUCCAUCUUAGUUUUUUACGCUGGUCAAUAGAAACAAUAGCUCCAUUCCAACCAUUUGCGUUGUACAAAAUAGUCAUCAUGCAAACAAAGACUCAAAUCUUGACUCAAAUUAAAAGACCUAAUCUACCAUACUGCCUACAAUCGCAUAUUUCUUCCAUAUAAAUGGGAAAUCCAGCAAAGAUGGGACUGGUAUGCGAUCAUAGUCAGCAUAGAUGACAGAAGUAUAAUGGUCAUGUUAUAUAAAAGCUCUAAAAUUGAUUUAAAAAAAUGUUGCUGUUCAUGGGAUUUUGAAAAACGUGUCUGCAAAAUGUAUCUGUAAAAUGAAUAAUGUAUGAAAAUAUGUGGCAAAAUAAACAUCAAAGAUUUAUGUAAUCAA
Messenger RNA from Armigeres subalbatus, 2342 nucleotides. It is a transcript of the gene Sfxn1-3, whose product is annotated as sideroflexin-1-3. The record is from RefSeq and is a predicted model, not a curated record. NCBI's taxonomy places the organism in Eukaryota, Metazoa, Arthropoda, Insecta, Diptera, Culicidae. Gene Ontology annotation, molecular function: monoatomic ion transmembrane transporter activity. Gene Ontology annotation, biological process: monoatomic ion transport; serine import into mitochondrion. The transcript has 5 exons. Gene Ontology annotation, cellular component: mitochondrial inner membrane. The coding region runs from base 785 to 1747 and encodes 320 amino acids.